Molecule: messenger RNA, 1214 nt
Organism: Rhododendron vialii
Lineage: Eukaryota; Viridiplantae; Streptophyta; Magnoliopsida; Ericales; Ericaceae
Product: dehydration-responsive element-binding protein 1B-like
Exons: 1
Coding region: 211-900 (229 amino acids)
Biological process (GO): regulation of DNA-templated transcription
Molecular function (GO): DNA binding; DNA-binding transcription factor activity
Source: RefSeq, a predicted model, not a curated record
GUAACAACUGGAAUAAUCACAUUCACAAACGUGUGUAUAUAUAUAUAAACCAACUUUGUGGCUUGUGCCCCAAAAGGAAAACUGAAGUUUCUCUUGUUCAACUCUCCGGACUCCACUUUUCAAACACUUUCUUUCAAAACCAAUACUACCACUUCUGGGUCUGCCACUGCUACCAGUUAGGCCUAUUUUUGGAAAGUGGAAACCAGUCAAAUGGAUGCGUUUGGUCAAUUUUCUGACCCACUUCCAUGUGGGUCGUCAUCGUUCUGGUCGAUUGACCCGCCGGAAUCUUCCUCCGAGGGCUGCCGGAGCCCUGCCUGCCCGGCGAACUUCUCCGACGAGGAGGUGAUGCUGGCCUCCAGCCACCCGAAGAAGCGCGCCGGGAGGAAGAAGUUCCGGGAGACUCGGCACCCGGUGUACCGCGGCGUGAGGCGGCGGAACUCGGGCAAGUGGGUCUGCGAGGUGAGGGAGCCCAACAAGAAGUCGAGGAUAUGGCUGGGGACGUUCCACACGGCGGAGAUGGCGGCGAGGGCCCACGACGUGGCGGCCAUCGCGUUGAGGGGCCGGUCGGCCUGCCUCAACUUCGCGGACUCGGCUUGGAAGUUACCGAUUCCCGCGUCUAAGGACUCGAAGGACAUUCAGAAGGCCGCAGCGGAGGCAGCCGAGGAGGAGUUCCGAAGGGGUUCGGAGUCCGAGGCGGUUUCUGGGGGGGCGGGCGUGGCGGAGGAGACGGCGGAAGCGGCGGAGGGAGUGUUUUUUAUGGACGAGGAGGCGGUUUUUGGGAUGCCCGGUUAUCUUGCCAACAUGGCGGAAGGGUUGAUGUUGCCUCCUCCUCGUCACUCUUAUGGUGGAGAUGACAUGGCACUUGAUGCUGACGUGUCCCUCUGGAGUUAUUCAAUUUGAAAGUACAUUGAAGUGAUUUUUGGGAUUUAUUUUGUUUUGUUUUUUGGUGAGGAGAAAACUGUACUUCUAUAUUUGGUAAGUACAGAUGGAUCUUCAGGUGCUAUCAGAAAAAGAAUAGAAAAGGACAUUAGAGCCUAAAAAAGAACUUGUGUGGGAAGACAAAUUUAAUGAGUAAUUGUUGUCGAUAUCUAUAAAAAUUACGAGGACAACUUUGUCAAAAAAAAAACCUGUCAAUAGAAGGCCUAUUGAAGUAGAUACAAACUUUUCCAGUGAAGCUUGUUUUUUGCAUUAUAUAAAAAUGAUUUGCACAACAA